Messenger RNA from Lates calcarifer (barramundi perch), 1522 nucleotides. It is a transcript of the gene coq9, whose product is annotated as coenzyme Q9 homolog (S. cerevisiae). The record is from RefSeq and is a predicted model, not a curated record. The coding region runs from base 92 to 1201 and encodes 369 amino acids. NCBI's taxonomy places the organism in Eukaryota, Metazoa, Chordata, Actinopteri, Centropomidae. Gene Ontology annotation, cellular component: mitochondrial inner membrane. Gene Ontology annotation, molecular function: lipid binding. Gene Ontology annotation, biological process: ubiquinone biosynthetic process. The transcript has 9 exons.
CUUCUAGCUUGAUUAUUUUGUAUUUCUCAACCGAGUCGCACUAAAGUGACGCAGCUGUGUCUAAAAAAAAAGCCUCUCAGUGCAGCUGGACAUGGCGGCGCUGCUGAGAGGUCUACGGGCUGGAAGGGCACUUCGGGGGCUGGGCAGCGUGGUGGCUACACCGACAGCAACAACCCCCCAGUGCAGCAGCCUGAGACGAGGUUUCCACUGUGCAGCACUGAGACUUCAAGACGAAUCUAAAUCAGAUAAACCCCCCUCCUCCUCAUCCACAACCUACCAUGAGCACUACCAGGCUCACUCUACUGAACAGGACACAACAGCAGCUUCCCAGGAAGAUUCCGCAUCUGACCCAGCAGCAGAGACAGCCUCCGGGCCAAACACCAGUUACCAGGACCAGAGCGGAGAGCAGGGUGAAGAGUACGAAACAGAGGAGCAGCUUCAAGCUCGAAUCCUGACUGCUGCUCUGGAGUUCGUUCCGCAGCACGGCUGGUCAAUGGAAGCCAUUGCAGCUGGUGCUGAGACACUGGGUCUGUCCUCUGCCUCCACUGGUAUGUUCUACAAUGGAGCUGGAGACUUGGUCCUACAUUUCAUCACCCACUGCAACUCACAGCUGACAGAGAUCCUGGCUGAACAACACAAGCAGGUCCAGUUGGGUCAGGCUGAACCAAAGGAGACUGCUGACUUUCUAAGAGAUGCGAUAGAGACCAGACUGAGGAUGUACAUCCCCUACAUUGAAACAUGGCCACAGGCAAUGAGCAUCCUGCUCCUUCCUCACAACAUCCCAGACAGCCUGAAGCACCUCUCCACCCUGGUGGACGACAUCUGGUACUAUGCUGGAGACCGAUCCACAGACGUGAGUGGAUCCCAUCACCCUCGAUCCCCUUCCUCUUCUACUCAUACCUUCCUGUCCCCUCUUCAUCACCACCCCCACAAUAUCCGGCCUGCUACCCUUCAGAUGAACUGGUACACCAAACGAGCAGCGCUGACGGGCAUCUAUAACACCACAGAGCUGGUGAUGGUCCAGGAUUCCUCUCCAGACUUUCAGGACACCUGGAACUUCCUUGAUAACCGCAUUCAGGAUGUAGUCAACAUGGCCACCACUGCCAAACAGGUGCAGUCGACUGGUGAAGCAGUUGUGCAGGGGCUGAUGGGAGCUGCUGUAACACUGAAGAACCUGACAGGACUGAACCAGAGGCGAUGAUAUUAAAACAUCUGAGUCACACUGAUCCUGACAGAACAUCUAGUUUGUGUCACGAGCUUGAGAUCAAUUUAAUUUCUUUUUGCUCUUAUUUCUGAUUACAUGUAUGAAAUGACUCUGAAAGUAUUGGAUUAUGACAAUGGCCAUAGGUCUUUCCCUUUGUUCACCUGCACGACCAAUGGCUUUGUCCAGUUUUGUUUCACUGCCCAAGAUUUCAAUAUCCUGCUCAGAUCAUUUUCUCUUUGUAUAAAAGGACACUCAAAUCUGUCAUUUUGUUGUUGGAUCAAUUAAGAGUUCAAUAAAGUAGUAUUAUUGUAUAUUUAA